CAGAAAAUCGGUAUUUGCAGUCAUGCAAUCGAGAAAAAUUCCAGAAUUCUUCGUUCAGUCACCCGGCUUGCUCAGUAUUACAUUCUAACCGGUCCACGCCACCUCACACUCAGGCGGCGUACCAGACAGUUGUUCCCCGGGAGAAUCCGAGAAGAUUUAAAAGAAAUCCACGAUGCCCCUCGAUCUCUACUACCACCCUGUCUCCCCCUACUGCCGGUCGGUCCUCCUUACAGCCCGGGCAGUUGGGGUCGAUCUCAACCUGAAGAAGGUCGACCUGUUCAAUAAAGAACAGCUCAAGCCAGAAUUCGUUGCCAUCAACCCUCAGCACACGGUGCCCACGCUGGUCGAUGGGGACCUCACUUUGUGGGAAAGCCGUGUAAUCUGCACCUACUUGGUCAACAAGUAUGGCAAAGACGACUCUCUCUACCCGAAGGAUCCCAAGGCCAGAGCGAAGGUCGACGCCAUCCUGCAUUUUGACAUUGGCACUCUCGCCAAUCGAUGGGCACAACUUUUCCUACCCAUCAAGUCGGGCAAGGCCAAAAAGCCUUGCCAAGAACAUGUGGACAAAUUGCACGAAGCUCUGGAGUGGUUAGAUGGCUUCCUGAAGGGGGUCAAAUUUGCUGCCGGGACAGACCACGUGACAGUGGCCGAUCUCGUCUUGAUUUCGAACGUCUCCAGCUACCAGGCAGCCGGGUUCGUUGUCGAACACUACGUCAACAUCAACUCUUGGAUUGCAAAGUGCAAGCAAGCCAUGGAGGGUUACGAGGAACUCAACGGUGAGGGAGCCAAGAGCUUCGGUGAUUUCGUGAGGUCGAUGAUCAAAGACGAGUGAAGAAAUGAGGGUUCAGUGUCGGGGGAAAAGAAGGAAAUGACCUGGGAAUUCAUAGCUGGUUGACGCGACAGCAGUUUCGAAAACACCAUCGACGCGGUGCCAAAUGCAGGAAAAAUGUUUUGUUACAAUAAUGGGAAACCAGUCAGGAGGGCAAAUUGUCAGGAAGACCUCGUCAUCAUGAAAAAAUGAUAAUGUUGAAGGUUUGAACUGUUAAUCAAGGUUAGCUUGCAUUUCUGUGGUAAAUUUCUUGAUGAUAGGAUAGGCUUCCGGUAAAUUUGGAAGGCAUAUCAAUGAAUAUUAUACUAUGCUUUUUACUUCUCUUCCACAAAGCGUAGAAAAACUUGCUAUAGCAUAGAAAAUGUGAUAAUCAAAGUAUCAAAUCUUUGUGCUUUCAGGUUAAAACUGGGUUAUUUUCUAAAUAAAUCUUAUUUUUAAAGACUA
This is a messenger RNA of Macrobrachium nipponense, 1273 nucleotides long. RefSeq names its product glutathione S-transferase 1-1-like. Gene Ontology annotation, biological process: glutathione metabolic process. NCBI's taxonomy places the organism in Eukaryota, Metazoa, Arthropoda, Malacostraca, Decapoda, Palaemonidae. The transcript has 4 exons. The coding region runs from base 173 to 832 and encodes 219 amino acids. The record is from RefSeq and is a predicted model, not a curated record. Gene Ontology annotation, molecular function: glutathione transferase activity.